GCGCGCGGCAUGGGGGAUAAACACUUAACCCCCCUUGCGCGCGGAGGAUUUUGAGCUUCCACGCUUGUCCGCGCUUGAAAUAGAGCGCCUCGCGAAUCACCCAAGCGACUAAAGGACGCCUACAGCGCAGCAAGGCCACUGUGCCCCAGAGGCCACAGACCAAGGUUGGGUGCUUGACAGCACAAAUAAGGUUGGCUCCUUGACCGCACAAAUCAAUGGAUUAUCUCGACGAACCGCUCCGAAAGGACUGCUCGACAGCCCGCCUCGCUGUUGUCGGCGGCUCGCCGCGAAUGACGAGCGGCGUCGCCUUCGCCCUCGCGCGGCGCGCGGCGGAACGCGACGCCGCCGCGGCGCCGCUGCUGCUCUGCCGGCGGCGCGACGACGCCGCGGCGCCGCCGCCGCCGCUGCGCGACGAGGCCGACGCGCCGCCUACUACAACUUUACGCGGGCACGCCGACAGCCCAGUGCUUGACCGCGUCCGUUUAAAGUACGUCGCGGGCCUCGCCGACGUUGCGUGGAUCUUGAACAACUGCCAGUCCUGGCCGGGCGACCACGCGCGGCCGACGCUGAUAAUAAUCGACGACGUCGCGGCUCUUUCUACGACGGAGGGCGCCUGGGAUGCCGCGGCGCUGCAUCGCCUCGCGAUCCUCGCCAAGCUCGCGGACGCGGCCGCGACGUUUCUAGAAUGCGGCUGCGUGCUUGCGGUGAGCGGCGCGCCUGAAACAGCGCGCAUUGUGUUGCGGCGCCACUUUCCGCGCACGCGUUGUUUAGACGACGGCGUGCUCCGCGGCACCGGCGAACGACCGAGGGCGAAAAUUAGAGAUGACGGUAUGAGGGGUAUCGUACUGUGUGAGUGAG
This is a messenger RNA of Pelagomonas calceolata, 858 nucleotides long. The record is from the annotation of a GenBank genome assembly. NCBI's taxonomy places the organism in Eukaryota, Pelagophyceae, Pelagomonadales, Pelagomonadaceae.